This is a messenger RNA of Prorocentrum cordatum, 1084 nucleotides long. The record is from the annotation of a GenBank genome assembly. NCBI's taxonomy places the organism in Eukaryota, Dinophyceae, Prorocentrales, Prorocentraceae.
AUGCCUUUGGAUUUCGACCCUGCCAAGGAAGCCCUGAAGCGCGCCCUUCAGGCGACGGCGGCCGACGACGACGCGCAGGCACCUCAGGAUGAAGCUGGCGGCGCGAAGUCCAUCCAGGCAGUCGUGGAUGGGCCGUGCAAGAAGCCGCUUAUGGAGUUCAUGGCCAAGAACCUUCAGGGCGAGAAGCCGCUGGCAAUGCAACCCGCGUGCUGUGAUAUCAAGCAGAGGUUGCAGUCAUCCUGGCAAGAGGGCGCGUCGCUGAGUGACUUGAUUGGCACGCCAGAAGUAACCGCGCGCAGCGCGCUGCUCAUCGAUUGGUGGAAGUUCGCCGCGGACGCGGCGAUGUUCAUCUCGGAGCAGGGGUGCAUUCCAGCCGUCGUCGGCGACGUAUUCGGGUGUCGAGAGGAUGUGCUGAAGCUCGCCGACGUGCGCGGCGAGUAUUUGGUCGGGCUCCUGGGGGUCCCGCUUCGCCCCCUGCGCGGCGCCAGGGCGCCCGGCAUCAAGGGCCGCUUCGCGGCGGCCCCCCUCCUCCUCAGCCCGAAUGUCAAGGCCGAAGUCAUCGAGAUGGACGUCGUGGUCGUUUCGGAGAGCCGGGGCAAGGGCUGGGAAUUGGCCGUGCAGUCGCUGGCCAACGUUGCGGCGCUUGGGGCGCUGAAGGCUCUUGAUGCUGCGAUGCAGCAGUGCGGGCCUAUGAAGACAUCUUCGCCCGCGCAAUCUAGCGCGAGCCUGGGUGCCCGGGCGCGGCCCCAGGCGCGCGCCGUGCCCGCUGAGGACGCGGGCGUCUCGGUCUCGGCCAUCGCGUCGUUCGCCGAGAUCUACGAGAUCAAUCUCGACCCCAACUGCGCCAGGGACGCGGCGGGCACAGCGAUCGCGGUCAACGCGGCGGGCCUGCAGCAGAUCUUGGAAUCUUUGGAGUCUUUCAUAUGGCGCAACGUCACCAUCGACUUCGACUCAGUCGGGCCAGACUUGAAGCAGAACGCACACCCGGUGGUGACCAUUGGCUGCCCCGUCAAGGGGAGUUUGGACCUGGUAUCGUUUGGCCCCCAUGACCACGAAGCCGCCUGCGCGCGCCGAGGGCUGCGUG